Molecule: messenger RNA, 953 nt
Organism: Solea senegalensis (Senegalese sole)
Lineage: Eukaryota; Metazoa; Chordata; Actinopteri; Pleuronectiformes; Soleidae
Gene: cfap299
Product: cilia and flagella associated protein 299
Exons: 5
Source: RefSeq, a predicted model, not a curated record
AGCAGAGCGUUGGCUCGUAAACUGGUUGAACAUGGACACAAAGGCACGGUCGUGAACAGGGAGGAGUUUGAGGACAAAUCAGCGUCUGAGGCUGCUGAGACUGGGAAGAACAACACUCUGUUUUACCAGAGUCGACCAGUAACACUGUCAUGUGCAGGAAAAGAGCUCAGAGAUGACUUCCUGAAGGCGCUGGCAGAGCGAGAGGAGGCCAACCGCAGUGGCAGAGUGAAUUCGGUGGUCUUCAUCAGGGACCAGAAUCCUCUGGGGCAGGAAGUGUCCGGUUACAUUGACCUCGCCCACAGACUCAGGUCCCAGGAUUUUGACUUUUAUUUUAGUGGAAAGAAGAAGCUGAUGCCGGGACGCUCCGAUUUAUGUUACUACAACUGGAAAACACAGGUGUCCACGUCCAACUCCAGUCCAAACUUUGAGGUGAUUUACGACGACACGAGCGGCCUCGUCUUCAAGAACAAGAGAGAUAAAAAGACGGUGAACGUGGAUCCUGACUCAGGUCCUGGUGAAGACUCCAGCAGAACCGUCCUACAGUCCGACCUCUACAUUCAUGUCGUCAUCUACGACCACUUCAUCAGAACCUUCUGAGCUUCACAUCAUGAGGAAGAUGAUGAAGAUGAUGAUGUCAUCAGUCCUGACGUCUGGAGGAAGAUCCAGAGGGAAACAAGGGCGGAGUCAAGUGUUUUUAUUAUUUUAAAUGUUUCAAUUUUAGAUUACAUUAGUUUAACUGAAGUUUAGGUUAGGUUUAGUUUAGAUUUGGUUUAACUUUAGUCUAAUUUAAGUUUAGUGCAGGUUUAGUUCAGGGUUAGUUUAGGUCAAGUUUAGGUUAGAUUUAAUUCAGGUUUAGUUUAGUUUAACUUUAGGUUUGUUUUCAGAUAAUGUGUAAAAGUUGAAAGUUUCAUGUAAACAUUGUGCAGAUGAUAAAUAAAUUUUCUUUAUUAUUA